Messenger RNA from Harmonia axyridis, 7065 nucleotides. RefSeq names its product ubiquitin carboxyl-terminal hydrolase 32 (gene Usp32). Lineage: Eukaryota; Metazoa; Arthropoda; Insecta; Coleoptera; Coccinellidae. Gene Ontology annotation, cellular component: Golgi apparatus. Gene Ontology annotation, molecular function: calcium ion binding; cysteine-type deubiquitinase activity. Gene Ontology annotation, biological process: protein deubiquitination. The transcript is spliced from 20 exons. The coding region runs from base 134 to 5257 and encodes 1707 amino acids. The record is from RefSeq and is a predicted model, not a curated record.
GAUGCAAUUUGUCAAACGUCAUUCAUCCAAUCUGAAAAUUUGUUUCCAAUUGCGAAUGUUGUUACGUUCAUGAAUUGAUUUUUCUAGUGAUUAAAUCUGAUAACAUGUCAGGGAAUACCAGAAUUUCUUAAAAAUGGGUGCUAAAGAUUCUAAAAGAUUAUGUUUGAGCUACGAAGAUGCAGCUAAACGAAUGUCAGAUGUUGAAUUCAAAAGGAUAUGUGAAGCAUUCAAGAGAUUAACUGGAGGAAGUCAGUAUUUAAGUAAAUCAGCCUUUACCCAGAAUGUUCUUGGGGAUGGGGUACCAAGUACCAUUGGAGAAUGGUUAUAUACAGCUUGUGGAGGGGGACCUAGGGGUAUUGCUUUGAAAGACUUAAUAUGUGGGCUGGUUCUUCUAACUAAAGGCACACAAGAUGAAAAAAUUAAGUUUCUCUGGUCUUUAUACUGCAAUGAUUCAGGAACCCACAUCCUCCGUAGUGAGUUCCAAGCUGCUCUUCAAACCGAAGGGACUCUACCUUGUGAGCCUUCCAAUAAGCCAAAUCUGGCUCUCGAUAGAACAAUUGUAUCUUUAUUUGGUUUUGGACAGGAUAGAGUUGGCUUCGAUCAUUUUCGGGCCUGGAUUCAGUAUAAUAAAGAAGCAACAAUACUUUCAAGAUGGUUAUUGUCAAAUCCGUGUGUAUCAUUGAGUUCAGAGGUUGAAACCCCCACUUUCUAUCAAACAUUGGCUGGGGUGACACAUUUGGAGGAGCAAGAUAUUUGUGAAUUGGAAAAGUGCUUCUGGGCAUUGCAGAGUUCGUCACCUACAGGACAUCUAGAUAUCAAUUGCAUUAGGUCUCUGGUGUGUCCGCCAGUACCUCAUACAGCUUGUGAAGGGUUAUUCUUAGCUUUGGAUGUCAACAGAGAUGGACAUAUCGAUUUUAAAGAGCUCUGUUGUGGUAUAUCAGCUGCUUGUAGAGGACCUCUUGCAGAACGCAUGAAGUUUUGUUUCAAAAUAUUUGACAUGGACCGAGACUGCUAUCUUGAUUCAGAGGAACUGAAGCACAUGAUACAAACCUUGAUUUAUAUCGCUUGUGAAAGUAACCUACACUCGAAAUCCUCAACAUCCUCCCUGGACAAAAUUACCUCUGACACUUCUCUCAUUGGCGAGAUAGAUGGUUCAAAUAGAAACAAUGUACACGAGAGGACGCUGAAUUCUCUCAGCAAAAGACUAGAUCAAUUCGGAGGACUGAGUCAGGAAGAAUUCUUGGUCUGGAGUGUGGAGGACAACACGUUGGUUGCUCCUCUGUUGGAGCUAUUAUUUCAAGUGUGUCAUGUAUCGUUGGGAUUGAAACCUAACUGCCGGCAUCAUGAGAACGAAAUAGUUAUGGGAUGGUUAAAACGUGAGGAAAGGCGAGGAUUCCACGUGGGUCAAUUCUGGUACCUAAUAUCUUCAGAAUGGUGGCUGAACUGGCAAAAUUAUACAAACAACCCUAAAACAAACAUCGAUCACUGUAGCUGUCGAUUGGAUACGUCGCGGAUACCGAUCGAAGAGGGCAUCGUUUGCGAUGAGAGCCUGAUCAGUAAUUGUACUGACUACACCUCGACAUCGAACGAAUUCAACUCUAACAGUAUGGAAUCGAUGGGUGAUUUGUUGAGUAGGGGUGAUAGCUGUAGUUUAGCGUCAGUUUCCAGUUCUGGAGUGUCCAGCAGUUCUGGAACUGGAUCAAAGAGGAGCCAGAGCACUCCGGGACCAAUUGAUAAUUCUAAUUUGGUAGUGGAACCUUCAGUGAAGGUUACAACACUCACAGGAGAAGGUGGAAGACUGAAAAGAGAUGUUACGUUAGUGCAACAUAGAGACUUUGAACUAGUGCCAGAUUCCUUAUGGAAAGCACUGGCUUUAUGGUAUGGGGGUCCACUUCCUCUACCGAGGCAGGUUAUAAGACCAUCUGGCAGACACGAGGUAGAAAUCGAGCUUUAUCCCCCGAAUCUUCAGAUACUAAGACACCACACACAAUUAAUCAACAGUCAGUCAAAUUGGACUACCGUUGUGGGCGGCUAUGGGGCGGCAGCUUUGAGUACGGCGGGCUUAACCACAGGACCUGUGACUUCGCCACGCAGGUAUCUAGCGCACACGGCAGCCUUCAGUAGGCUGGCAAACAUUCGUCAAGUUAUGGAAUUCCUAUGUUCUCGUCUGGCCCUCAAGAUAGAGGAUGUGCGGUUGUGGCACAUCAAAGACGCCCAGACAAUCUUGUUGGAAGACGAGAAUGCCAUGUUGCAAGAUCUGGGAAUUGUCGACUGCGAUCAGAUACUUUUGGAGGUUAGGAAUAAAGAUUUAACUUGGCCGGAGGAACUGGGAGCUUUAGCGGCUGGUAAUUCGGAAAAGACAAUGCUCAGUUCGGAGAGACGACCAACGAUUUCUUUACCACCAGGUGCCACCGGACUCCACAACUUGGGCAACACUUGUUUCAUGAAUUCCGCGUUACAGGCCGUGUCCAACACAAGACCUCUGACCCUCUAUUUUCAGAGGGAUGCCCAACUUUGCGAACUGAACAGCACCAACCCCUUAGGAACCAAAGGCAUGGUGGCUAGAAGAUAUGCCGAGCUUUGUAGGGAACUGUGGGCGGGCUCUACUAGGAGUGUGGCACCGUUGAAGCUUCGUUAUUGCGUUACCAAGCAUGCGCCGCAUUUGGGUGGGGGAGGGCAGCACGACUCUCAGGAGCUUUUAGCGUGGCUUCUGGAUUCUUUACACGAAGAUCUGAACAGGGUUCCAAAAAAAUUGUACAGUGAGUUGAAAGAUUCAGGUGGAAGACCUGAUGAAAUUGUAGCCGAUGAAGCCUGGCAGCAACACUUGGCAAGAGACCACUCUAUAAUAACUGAUUUGUUUUAUGGACAACUGAAGAGUAAAGUUACUUGUCAAACCUGUGGACAUGAAUCAGUCCGAUUCGAUCCUUUCAAUUUGUUGAGUUUACCGUUACCAAUGGAGAGUUAUACUUUGUGUGAAGUACUUGUGAUACGUCUUAGCGGGGAAACCCCUAUUAAAUAUGGACUCAGGUUGAAUUCCGAGGCCAAAUAUCUGGAGCUCAAGGAACAAUUGAAAGACCUCUGUGAUAUUGAACCAGAAAGGUUACUGCUUGCUGAAGUAGCUUAUUCCCAGAUCAAACAAAUAUUGGGAGAUGAAACAAAAAUAAGUACUUUAACUGCUACUGAACUGUAUGCUUAUGAGCUGCCUGACUGCAAAGAAGAAUCUGAACAGGAUAGCAUAGAUGGCAACUCAGAGGCAGAAUUGCCAGUUUCUGAGCUACCGCUGUCCCAUAGUCCAGAGGUAAGAGGUGGUUCGGCCCUUUGCAUGCCCAACAUUCUUUGCUUUAAGACAAAAUCUAAGAAUGAACUGAGGAAAUUGCCCAAUGGUCUCAAUUUCAAAAGUUCCUCUAUUUCAAUCCAUUCCAUUUCUUCAGCAACAACAGUUUCUGAGGGAUCAUCUUCAUCCUCUAAAUACCCCAAAUUUCUUAUCGCUGUACAUAGAAAAUGUGUGAGACAGGAAGCUUAUUUUCUAUCUCAACAAAAGAGUAAGCCAAGUUUAUUUGGUGUACCCUUACUGCUAGGAUGUGGGCCGAGGAGUACAUGCAAGAGCAUGUAUGAGACAGUUUGGGAACAGGUGACUAGGUUAUUAAGUCCUCUGCCCCAGUCGGAUCAAACGAAUCAUGCAAUGGAUUGUGAUGAUUCUUUGAAAUACGAAUUUCCUUUCACACUGAAAGCAGUUUUGCAAGGUGGCCAAAUAUGUGCUUUAUGUCAUUGGACACAAUUUUGCAGAGGUUGCACUCUGCCUUGUACAGAAGAAUUUUUGUUUGAUUAUUGCAAAGGAGGACAAAAUGUAAUGAGGAUUGCUAUAGAUUGGGACCCAACUGCUCUUCAUUUGAGAUAUCAGAGUAAUCGGGAAAAGGUGUGGCUUGAAGAUGAGAGUGUGCAAGUAUGUAGAAAACUUCAUACGGAACCAAUUGACCUGGAUUACUGCUUAAAGGCAUUUACUUCAGAGGAGAGGUUGGAGGCUAAAUAUCAUUGUUCAAACUGCCAGGAUAAACAACCCGCAACUAAAAAAUUACAAAUUUGGAGACUGCCACCUAUUUUGAUAAUUCAUCUCAAAAGGUUCGAUUAUGUGAAUAGCAAAUGGGUGAAAACUCAAAAGGUGGUGAACUUUUCCUUUAAGAACUUCGAUCCCACUGCCUACCUAGCCUCCAUACCGCAAGAGACAAUACUCAGACACAGGCAACUAUUGGAGCAGCGCAAAAACAAGGAACUAGAGGACUGUUUGAACGCUGAAAACCAUAACAACGAGAAAAUAGUAGAGGAGACUCCGGAGGAGACGAAAGACGAACAUUCCAAACUCCUGAACGAUGACGACCCGACAUCUAAAUCCAAUACCUUUCCGAGAGAUGGCGAUAAAACAGGCGCAGGCGCGCACAAGAUGAGGUCGCAUGCCAACACUACAAGCAAGGUUAGGGCGAGAUUGGAAUCUACGAGUCUGUUGAAAACGCCGAUUAUUGAUGAGCAUCUCAAAGAUUAUCAUCAGCACAAGAUGUUACCGGGGCAGGAUCCCUUCGAUCUCAAAUAUCAACUGUAUGCAGUCGUGAGUCAUUCCGGUAAUCUCACGAGUGGACACUACAUCUCCUACGCAUGCAACCCGAACGGAAACUGGUACUGUUACAAUGACAGCUCUUGUAGGGAAGUUUUGGCGGACGUAGAAAAUUCCGGUAAGCUGAAGACCCUACAGCAAGAUCGGACUGGCUGCACCCCCUUAUCUCGAAGAAGAAAUCUACAUCUGGCAGAGAAAGAUCUGGAUUCGAUAUCAGUGAAAUCGGACAAUCACAUAACGUUCGCAGAUACGGACAGCUUAGAUGAGGGAACCUCGAGAAUUCGAGAGAACCUUGUUGGAACCCAUGUCGCCAACCCCAUAUCGGCAAAGAACACGCCUUCAGGUUCCGAGGUGGACUUGACGAGAACUGAUAGUGUUUCUUUGAGCUUGAGUAGAGAAAGGGCGGGAUCGAGAUCUUCGUUGCACGGUUCUAAAUCCUCAAUAAACACGUAUAAAUGUGCCUAUAGCGAUGCUAAAAUUCCCAAGAUUGACACCAGUUCCGCUUAUAUUCUCUUUUACGAAAGAUCGGGUCUCGAUUAUAAGCCCUACUUGCCCGAAGUAGUCGGCAAUGGACAGCCCCAUUUUCCUCAGGAGGUGGAGCUUGAUGAGAACGAAUCCGAGCUGCGCAAACAGCUGUGCGCUAUUCAGUAGAAGUAUGGUUUUUUGAGGUAGGUAGGCUUAUGAUUAUCGCGAUGUUAUUCGGGAAAAAAUCGCUUUUAUUCGUGAAAAACGGUUGGUUUUUGUUAAAAAUAGACACCAGGAGAUAUCGGUAAAAUUUUAUUAUGCACAUGUUCAUAUUAUAUUCUCACCAAUGUGCUCCAGUAGGUGAAUAAUCUUUUGACUUCUUGAUAUAAAUUUUGUGUAAUUUCUCCCAAUAUUAUAUUGCCAGUAGAAAUCGUGAAUUUUUUCUGAUUUCAAGCUAACUUUGUCGAAUUAAAUUCAAAUUAACUUUUUUUUGGCAACUAGUGUGUUCACCUGUUUUUCACUUAUCAUUAAUGUUAGCAACAGCUUUAGAGUUCUAUCUGCUGGUGUCUGAUGCACUUACUAUUAUCUUGCAUAUUUGCCAGAUUCUUUUCAAAAAUGUAUGUUAAGUUUACUGAUCCUUUAAAUCCAUUUUUAUUCUCGUUACGGAUUUGUGUUAUCGGAAGUAUUGAAAAUCUCUAUGACAGUUUAUUUAUUAUCAAAAUGUUAUUGUUGUAUCUAGGGAAUUUUAGUUUAAUCGAUUUGGUUUGAUGUUGACUUCUUUGUUUUAUCAAAAUGAUUGGUUGGUUAUUGAUGAGGAUUAUGUCUGACCUUUUCUAUUUCGUCAAUUUUUGUCAUUCGGCAUAAGUUUGAUAUUGCCUCAUCUGUUAUUCGAAUGGAAGUUGAUAUUCAUGUCAAUUGCUUGGUUUCAACCUUGUAUCGGUUGAAAUGGAAGUUUUUGAAAUACGAGAUGAAAUCUUCUGUGAAAAAGGAUUAGGUUUCUUCAAAUGAACUAUAGCUUUACCAGAAAAUGGAAAGACAAAUUAUGGAUUUAUAUUAAAAAUUGUUAUUUGAAUCACAGAUGAGUGAAGAUCAAACUAGUGUUGCCAGAUCUUGAAAUAUUAUCCUGCUAUACCGAACAAAUUUGCUCAGUUUCACCAUAAUUUUAACCAUUUUUUCUAUUGUUAUGAGAUUACAUAUUAUGGUUUCUAUUUUUAGUUUUAGUUAGUCCUAGUUAAAGAUUCCAGCUGUGUUAGAUUGUUAUUAUUUUAAAUCCUUUAUUUAAAUUCGUCGGAAACCUUAUGUUCAUAUUCUCAUAUUUAAGGUUUAUCGUGAGAUGAUUCAGUGGCAAAAGUAUUACUAUCAAUAACUUUUAAUAAAAAUAUAGUAAAAAUACAAUAAAUUUUGAAACUUUUAUAUUAAUAUAAAGUGAAAUAAUAACUAUUAUUAUAUAUGAUGCAAUGUUUGUGAUCAAGCCUCUAUAUUGUGUAUAUUGUUAUUAAAUGGUGGCAUUGUGAAAAUCUGGUUUCUUCGUUUUUAAGUUACACCAAAGAAUGUAAAGUUUGAUUUGAAUCUUGACGAUCUUAUUCUAAGAGUUUGCGGAAGUUGCAGUCAAACUUUCAGUUUCAGGUAAUGAAAAAUAUCUUAAUAGUUCGUCUGCGAUUUCCCUGAAAGAUAAUAAGUUUUUCAAUGUAUUGAUAUUACAUAUUGUUGAAAAUUUUGUAUUAUAAAUGUUAAGGUUAAUGAAAUUAUUUGCCUAGUCUAUGAUUUUAUCUAUUUAGAUCUUUGUUUCACAAGUAUGUGGGGGAUCUUGAAGUAUCAUGGUGCUUUUUAAGAAAUUUUAGUAUGAAUUUAUCAUUUUUGAAGGCUUCAAACUAGUAUGUCGAUUCUAAUUGAACAGAAUCUAAAGUUUUCAAAAGUGAUUACAUAAUAUUUUCAUAUUUUGUAUUUGUAAUUAUGGUGCCAUUUCAUAAAUAAAGCUUGUACCUAUAUUGUUA